Centropristis striata (black sea bass) is the source of this 1149-nucleotide messenger RNA. Its product is annotated as arylamine N-acetyltransferase 2-like. Gene Ontology annotation, molecular function: acetyltransferase activity. The transcript has a single exon. The coding region runs from base 207 to 1070 and encodes 287 amino acids. Lineage: Eukaryota; Metazoa; Chordata; Actinopteri; Perciformes; Serranidae. The record is from RefSeq and is a predicted model, not a curated record.
CGGUCUAACUUUAUGCCUGCCCUCAAAAGUAACCCAACACCAGGAAGAAGGAAGGGAACACAACAAUCAUGGUCUAAAGUCUAAAGUACUAAAGUCUCCUUCCUUUAUUGCUUGAAUCGGCUAUUAGUCCCAGAGACUGUAAUUCACCAGGACGUGGAGGCGAGGAGCGAAAGUUUCCCGGAACCCAUUAAACAAUAUAAAGAAAAAUGUCUAAAGCUGAGAUGGACGUGGAGACUUAUUUGUCUCGCAUCGGGUUUGCUGGCCCCGCUGAGCCCAGCCUGCAGCUGCUGCGGUCGGUCCACACCUGUCACCUGCUGUCGGUGCCGUUUGAAAACCUCACGGUGCACAGCGGCGGAAGAGUCCGGCUUGAACUUCCUCUUCUGUACGACAAGAUAGUGAAGCAACGCCGAGGCGGUUUCUGCUAUGAGAAUAACAGUCUCUUCUCGUGGCUGCUGUCCAAACUGGGCUUCCAGGUGACUCUGCUCUCCGGCCAGGUGAGGGGCGUGAUCACGGGUCGCUACGGGCCACCUUUUGACCACUUGAUCCUCAUGGUGAGUCUUGAUGGACAGCGAUGGCUUUGCGACGUCGGAUUCGGUGCGCCGGGAUUCAGCGUCCCCCUUUCCCUGGAGACCAGCGGGCCCCAGGAGCAGGACCACCGAGUGUACCGGAUCAGGAAUGACAUGGGGAUGCACUUUCUGGAGUGGCAGGGUGAUGAGAACAGAGGGGCAGAUGUAGACUGGAUUGAGAUCUACAAGUUCACCCUUGAACCUCGGUGUCUGGAGAACUUUGUUGAGAUGUGUCAGUACCACCAGAGCUCCCCCUGCUCCAUCUUUUUCUGCAAGUCCCUCUGCACCGUAUUAAAACCAGGUGGAAGGCUCACCUACAUGGGCCACAGACUGACCAGCACCACAUUCCCAACAAAGGGGACAGGGGGAGUGCUGGAAACCACAACCAGAGAUCUUAAAGACGAGGAGAUACCUGAUGUUCUAGCAGAGAACUUUGGAGUUGUAUUAAACUCUACACUCAUACCAAAGGAUGAGACAAUCACACUGCCACCAGUCAUGUACUGACCAUACUUCCACAGGUUUAGGGAAGACUUGGGAGCCUCCCCCAAGAAAAGCUUAGUUAUUAAAAAAAUCUGCAAUUUCA